UGCAUAUUCUGUGAAAAUCAAGACAAGAAUUUGUCCAAUAUACCAAAUUGUAUUUUGAUGAUAAUAAUUGCUACGAAACUUGUAAUACAAAGCUUCCCUUGAACAGCUGAUAACAAGAAUUGUAGCUAAUAAUACAAUCUGUCAGCAUAUUUUGAAGAAUUCUGUUUCGAAUAUCAAAUGUCUGAAAUCACGAUUAUGAAGUCUUGUGCUACCUCUCCGGGGAGAUCCAUUACUUUUCCACAUCUUGAUGACAAUUUACCACAAAAUCAGAUUUCUGUUGCUAGCUGUUCUUUCAACGACAAAGGUAAAGAGAAUGACAUGAAGGACACAGGAAAAAACAGCAGUUUUACAUUUAGGAUUCAUGACCAUGUGAAAAUGGGUCCUAAUCUGUCUGAGAUUCUGAAGGGGAAGUUGAGUUUGGGGGCAAGGAUUAUACAAGAAGGAGGAAGAGGGAACAUCUUCAAGAAUGUUUUUGGGAUGCAAGAAAAAGAGCAAUUGUUAAAGGCCUCUCAGUGUUAUGUAUAUACCACAGCUGGUCCUAUUGCAGGAGUUCUCUUUAUCUCAACCCAAAAGGUUGCAUUUUGCAGUGAAAGGCCAAUAACCUUCAGUUCUGUGACAGGAGAGUUAGCCAAGGCACCAUACAAGGUUUUGAUUCCAAUAGGUAGAAUAAAAGAGGUCAAUGGAAGCCAGAAUGUGAAUAAUGUAGAACAGAAGUACAUAGAGAUAGUGACAGAGGAGGAUUCUGAAUUUUGGUUUUUGGGGUUCCUGCGGUACGAGAAAGCUCUUAAGAAUCUGAACAAAGCCAUUUCCAUGUCCAAUCAUAACCUAAAGGAGUGAAUGUUAGCAUUCUAUAUUUUGUGAAGAACUUAGUUUUAUUUUUCUGUUGGGUAGUUAAGCUUUAUAAUGUGAAGUACUUAGUUUUAUUUUUCUGUUUUGGAUGAUUAACAGCUGCUGAUGACCAAUUUGUAUAGGUUUAAGGUAUAAAAAACAAUUGGGUUGAAGGAAGUAUUAAUCUUUAAAUAGGUUUAAGGUAGCAUUAAGGUCUAACUUUAUAUGACAAUUUUGUACCAUAUGUGUGUUUGUUUCACAAGUUAACGGAAUUCUCAACUUGGCACAAAAGAUAAAUAAGAUGAUAAAGGGGUUAUGCAUCAUUGAUCACCAAAAUGUGAAUCAAAGGAGUGCUUACACUUCAACCAUAGCAGCAUAUGCCAUUUAUUAUAUUCAUGUAAAUGUCCUUCCCGGAAGAACCAUCUAAUCUGAUUUGACUGGUUUUAUUCAUUCUGGUGGGAAAAUUAAGCCCUCUUGAAGUUAACCUUGAAGGAUGGAACCUUAUCACUGAGAGACAAAUGCUUGUUUCCAUCAUCACCAACAUAUAAGCCAAGUUCCCUACACAAAGUCUGGCAUUUACACACUGAGGGACAGAAAGAAAUGACAUAGUCUUUGUCAGCCUUCUCAAUCUUGAACCAAUUGACGACAGUGUCAAUCCCUGGAUUGCCUUCAACACCACCAGUGCUCAAAAACCACACCCCAGUUAACACCUUGAGGAGCUUCCACACAGGGGGUUUGUCACAGGAAGUGGUUGGCCCAUAGGACUUGAUGUUGAGAUCAGUUGAAGUUAGAACAACACCACUUUUGGCAUUGUAUGGUGUGAAAGUAACUGGGGAGCCAUUCAAGACUUCAAGCUUCUCUUGCACCACAAAGAGUGGGCAUGUGGUGUUGCCACUGGUUGAAACAGUUAGACCACCGCCUUUGCCCCUCAAGACUGGGAGAAUGUAGUACUUGAUACCUGUUCUCAGUUUCUGGCCGGAGGUGUCAACCACCGGCUCAGGUGCUGCCACAGCAACACCCACCAAGAGAAUGGAAAAUGCUAAGAGUGAGGCCUUCAUGUUUCUGAAUGAUGUAAGAAUAGAUUUGGUGUUUCUGUGUGUACUUGAUGGAUUGGGAAAGAUUAGCCUCUAUUUAUAGGGGCUUAAAAGGGGACAUCAUGAGUUUUGUGUCUUUGGAUCUCUAUUAUUUAGGAUAAAUGAUAUUUUAACAGACACAAAUUCUUCAUAUUUAUUUGAUGUUAUUUUUUGUAA
Messenger RNA from Vigna angularis (adzuki bean), 2078 nucleotides. Its product is annotated as putative GEM-like protein 8. Lineage: Eukaryota; Viridiplantae; Streptophyta; Magnoliopsida; Fabales; Fabaceae. Bases 178 to 837 code for a protein of 219 amino acids. The record is from RefSeq and is a predicted model, not a curated record. The transcript is spliced from 4 exons.